AUGGCGGCAUUGAUGGCGAACAACCACGGCGCUCGUCGCAGUUUGCUGACGCUGCCCCCAGAGGUGAUCAAAGAAAUACUGCGCAACCUCCUUCUGGUUGAGCGCAAUCGCGUCUAUCAGACCACCUGGGGCGGGAUGGACUGGCCUUACCCCGACAUGGCGAGGGACAGCAAUGAGUUCCGUGAGUGGUGGGUACGCGUUAACGACAUGGCCAACCCAACAACGGCAAGAGUCGAUCGCACAACUGAGCUCCGCUGGGCCAGAGGACUUGCCAAAUACGCAGUCAGGCUCGACCUCGCCAUACUCCGCGUCUGCAAGACUCUGCAUGAAGAAGGCGUCAAGAUAUUGCUUCAAGAGAACAAAUUCGUCGCUGUAUUUGGGAUGGGACAAGUCGCGCGUGUCGACGGAAUGAAAUGGCCAAAUUUCUGGAGUCCAUCGUGGAGAUGGGAUGCAGAGAACGGUCGAUUCCUUUGCUCGUGGUAUGGCCAGGAAACCGUUGUCAAUGUCAGACCAGUCUUGUCACUCUCCCGUCAAGGAGCAAAACAAGCUGAAAGAAAUUCUUUCAACCUCAUGCCGGCUGCUGAUCUCCCAUGUUUGGCCUCAGCUCUGGCAGCCGAAUACUGGGACUUGAGGAAGUCACCAGCCGACGAUGCCGAGUUCAAACUCGAUUUGACAAUCAGAGCCAACGCCAGACCCAGUGAUUUCGGAGGCAACAACCAAGGAGGGGACGACAUCAUUGACUAUCUCACACCCCGAUUGUUUAUGUGGGUUGGUGAGAGCGUGAGACACGUCUCAAUUUCUGUUUCGGAUCCCGAUACAGUCGGAGAUGAUGUCCAGAUAUGCGUCGACCUAGCAGAGUCAAUAAUCGGCAUUGUUCAGGCCUGGAAUCGCGCAACAAGAGAGAAGCAAGUUGAGUUGUUUAUCCAAUAUGUCAGUGAACACUUGGAAACUAUCAACAGCGCAGUUAAAGAUCGAAAUCUGGACAAAGCAGACAGGGCAUUCUGCAGACUAUGCGAGGACCUUCAGGCCUUGCGCUUCCAUCCCGCCAUCAAACCUACCUCAGAAAGGACCAACUUUGAGUCGAUUUCCUUGACCGACCUGCUCAAUGGAUACUGGACCAUUUUCGCGCUCGCCUGUCACAGCCUGUGCAGUUUGAUACCAGUCAUGAACGCUUACCCCAGGCGAUUUCGCAGUCGGAUGUCCUUUGUGCGCUGGGCCAUCAUGCGCGCAGAGAUACCAAUCUCUCAUCUUAGACGCGACCGAGAAUGGCACCUGCGGGCCGCCCUGCAAUCCACCCGGCUCCUCAUUGACGCAGGCUGUACGCGUUGGGUUGUAUACAACUGCAUCCACACCGCCGCAAAGAUCAUCGACGUCUGUUUAAUGAACGACCCGACAAGCGGCAGGGUCCAGCGAAUCAGGGACCUCAAGAGGCACAUUCCGUCAUACAACAUCCUGUCCCUGGAGCCGGCGUCCUACCAUUACCCUCACCCGAGGUCGUUGACCAGCAGAGAUCUUGCUGGUAUUGAGCAGUUGGCCACGAGGUGGACGCAGGAGGUAGACGCGGUUUGUGGAGAUGGCCUUGUGGGCUUGAGCCAGUUCCAAGGAGCAUAG
This is a messenger RNA of Exophiala spinifera, 1611 nucleotides long. RefSeq lists its product as uncharacterized. Lineage: Eukaryota; Fungi; Ascomycota; Eurotiomycetes; Chaetothyriales; Herpotrichiellaceae. The transcript has a single exon. The coding region runs from base 1 to 1611 and encodes 536 amino acids. The record is from RefSeq and is a predicted model, not a curated record.